GGAUGGAGCCUGCGACCCAGACAUGUGUCCUGACUGGGAAUGGAACUGUGACCGCCUGGUUCAUAGGUCGACACUCAACCACUGAGCCACUCCGGCUGGGCAAAACAUGUUAUUUUAAACACACAGCCCAGAUGAUCAUCUCAGCUGAUAUUAGGAUUGCCAAUAGUCAAGCCACUGAAGAAGAGACCAAGAUGAAUGCAGAGCCUGAGAGGAAGUUUGGCGUGGUGGUGGUGGGCGUUGGCAGAGCCGGCUCUGUGCGGAUGAGAGACUUGUGGAGCACGCAUUCUUCCUCAGCGUUCCUGAACCUGAUUGGCUUCGUGUCCAGGCGCGAGCUCAAAUGCAUUGAUGAAGUCCAGCAGAUUUCUUUGGAAGAUGCUCUUUCUAGCCAAGAGGUUGACGUUGCUUAUAUCUGCAGUGAAAACACCAGCCAUGAGGACUAUAUCAGGCAGUUCCUUAAUGCUGGCAAGCAUGUCCUUGUGGAAUACCCUAUGGCGCUGUCUUGGACAGCAGCUCAGGACCUGUGGGAGCUAGCUGAACAGAAAGGGAAAGUCUUGCAUGAGGAACAUAUUGAGCUCUUGAUGGAGGAGUUUGCGUUCCUGAAAAAAGAAGUUGUGGGGAAAGACCUGCUGAAAGGAUCUCUUCUCUUCACAGCUGGCCCAUUGGAAGAAGAGCGGUUUGGUUUCCCUUCAUUCAGUGGAGUUUCUUGCCUGACCUGGCCUCUCUCGCUCUUCAGGGAACUUUCUCUCGUGUCUGCCACUUUGGAAGAGCGAAAGGAAGAUCAGUACCUGAAAAUGACUGUGUGCUUGGAGACAGAGAACAAACGGAGUUUCCUUCCCACAGUUGUUGCCCCGUGUGAGGAACUGUAUUCACGCUGCACCAGGUGCCUUCCAAGAGAGAUGUAGACUGUGAGAAGUCAGAGAGUGAGAUCAGGAGGGGAAUCGGCCGAAAAAGAAAGUGCUGGGUGAGUAGCCUUUCGUAAAUCUCCUGAUAAAAGCAUGGGGAAUUCCGUGACUAAGUUUCAACAGCUCUUUUCUUAGCUUAUGCAGCAGCUGCUGCGGUC
This is a messenger RNA of Myotis myotis, 1060 nucleotides long. Its product is annotated as biliverdin reductase A-like. Gene Ontology annotation, biological process: heme catabolic process. The record is from RefSeq and is a predicted model, not a curated record. The transcript has 8 exons. Gene Ontology annotation, molecular function: zinc ion binding; biliverdin reductase [NAD(P)H] activity; nucleotide binding. Lineage: Eukaryota; Metazoa; Chordata; Mammalia; Chiroptera; Vespertilionidae. Bases 3 to 902 code for a protein of 299 amino acids.